AUGCAGUUAUCUUUCUUCUACACGGCUGUCCUUCUGGCUGCUGGCGUCGCCGCCCAGUCCUGUUCGUCGACUAUCACAUACUGCACUGGAGGCGCCUGCUUGUGCUUUGCCGAUGGUAUCACCGAAUCCCUGAACGAAAUGUGUAAAGGCAAGGGAUUCGAACGCUCGUUGGGGCCGUCAAAGACUACGACUGAGGCCGGCGAGCGAUGCGACACCCAGUGCUGCACUGGCUAA
Molecule: messenger RNA, 234 nt
Organism: Colletotrichum abscissum
Lineage: Eukaryota; Fungi; Ascomycota; Sordariomycetes; Glomerellales; Glomerellaceae
Exons: 2
Coding region: 1-234 (77 amino acids)
Source: RefSeq, a predicted model, not a curated record